Desarmillaria tabescens is the source of this 1053-nucleotide messenger RNA. RefSeq lists its product as uncharacterized. The transcript has 5 exons. Lineage: Eukaryota; Fungi; Basidiomycota; Agaricomycetes; Agaricales; Physalacriaceae. Bases 130 to 855 code for a protein of 241 amino acids. The record is from RefSeq and is a predicted model, not a curated record.
UCGUUGAUGCCUCUAAUGACCCAUGGAGUAAGCAAAAAGAAUAGAUAACGUGCCGUGGCAAAAGCAUAGAUAUAAUGCCUGAGAAAGUGCUCUGGGCAUCACAAAAGCUCCUCUCCAGCCCCCUCCUUCAUGUCUAAGACAGAAAAAUGGGCCCAUGGAUCCGGUCUGCCCUCCUUGCAUGCCAACAUGGUUCCAACAUAUCGAGAGCAUGAACGGAGACUUCAUCCCAGUCCACCCCCUACGGACGACACCCAUACCCAGGUCGAUCGGUGCUACAGUCCUAAAUCCAUAGAGGCGCAAGGCAGUAAUGACAUGGACUUGAGCUACCAGGUACCUCCCUUAGUACAUUCGCUGCAGAAGGCAUGGCAAUCCACAGCGCAGAGCUCCUUGUUUUUGUGUGCAGCAUUGGCUUUAUGCUCCGUCCAUAUCAUGUCGUAUUCACAGACCAUCCUACCUCAGCCUGAUGCGUUCUCGACUUUAAUGGCCUUUUCAUAUGGCGGAAUCAUUUUCAACUGUACAGCCGCUGUGGCUUCGCUUGUCCUCGUCGAUAAAAUUGGGUGUGUACCCAUCUGGGCCGCAAGGAGGAGUCUUGAUCCGCCGAAUGCUGGCUGGAUGUCUGCUAAUAUUGACAUCCUUGAUCGUUUCGGUAUUGGAUCAUCCUGGCGGUGGAUUGUUUGGUAUUGGAUUGUCAACCUCUGCGCCGGGUUUGUCUGUGUAGUUGUGCAAGUUUUCAUGCUUGUAUGGUUACAAGAGGGUCUCACGUCUCUCAAAGUCGUGUCUUCGGUGUUACUGGCUACCUCUUCCAUUCCUUUGGUAAUGUUCGCUUUUUCUUCCUUGGUAUUUGCUUUCCGUUAGAUACACAGAUCCUCGAUUAAGUUAUGAACGCCUGUUAGAGUAGGUGUAGUGCAACUGCUGGAGUAGAGUAAUUUAUACCUUGCUAAAUAGCGCUUUAAUAUUUGCUACUAGUUCUUUUAAAAUAUAUAAUUACAUACGGUACGUACCUCCAACUUGACGGAAAUCUGGAUGGAUAAAUUAGGUACUCCUUGGCACGGA